Molecule: messenger RNA, 3260 nt
Organism: Populus nigra (black poplar)
Lineage: Eukaryota; Viridiplantae; Streptophyta; Magnoliopsida; Malpighiales; Salicaceae
Product: protein INVOLVED IN DE NOVO 2-like
Exons: 7
Coding region: 282-2312 (676 amino acids)
Biological process (GO): gene silencing by siRNA-directed DNA methylation
Source: RefSeq, a predicted model, not a curated record
ACCAAAUUCGGAUAGAAAAGGACCCUCUCAGUUGUUGAAAACGAAAGACGUCACUGUUCCUUAAUCUGUGUUUUCUUGACUCGCAGAGAAAUCAAAACGACAUUAAAGAAAGAGACUUCAUCAGAAAAAACAAAUAUCAAAUAACGUCUCCCUCUCAAAUUUCAGUCUAUACGACGUUGUCGUUUCAUUCACGUUCCUGUAUUCCAUUUUGUUGUUGAUUAAAAGUCGCGGGGUUUCCUUAUGAAGCAAAUCGAUUAGGGUUUUGGAAUUGCAGGUUAGUGAUGUCUCAUAGAUCACACGAAAGGGACAUAAGAGAGUCCGAGUUUUACGAGUAUGAAGAAAGGCAUUAUGAAGAUUUGAAGAAGGAAAGAAUUAGAGUGAGAGUUUCAGGUUCAGUUUACAAAUGCCCCUAUUGUCACGGGAGAGAUUACCAUCUCAGGGAGCUUCUCCAGCAUGCUUCUGAUCUUGGUAGAGGAUCAAGAAGAGGGACUCUAAAAGAGGAAGCUCAACACCUAGCUCUUGCAAGGUAUAUUCGGAGGCAUCUUGAUGUGAAGGAUAGAUCAGAGUCCUCCUCGAAAAGGUUCAAAACUGAACCUCCUGCCGUAUAUGACCAUAAUGAGGAGCAGCUAUUUGUGCACUCUGCCAAAAGGCCCAAAACUGAAUCUCUUGCUGAACAUGAUCAUGAUAAAGAGCAGUUGUUCAUCCCCUCUGCCAAAAGGCCCAAAACUGAAUGUCAUGCUGUGCAUGAUCAUGAUAAAGAGCAGCUGCUUGUUUGGCCCUGGAUGGGGGUUCUUGCCAAUAUACAAACCGAGAUGAAGGAUGGACGUCGUGUUGGGGAAAGUGGCUCAAAACUCAGGGAUGAAUUAGCUAGAAAAGGUUUUAAUCCUGUUAGGGUGCAUCCUUUAUGGGGCCGAUAUGGUCAUUCAGGAUUUGCCAUUGUAGAGUUCAAGAAAGACUGGGAUGGCUUCAGUAAUGCCAUUAUGUUUGAAAAGGAUUUUGAUUCGAAUCAUCGUGGAAAGAAGGAAUAUACUGAAACUCCAGUGAGGGAUCGAGGACAGAGGUUAUAUGGAUGGAUUGCCCAAGAGGAUGACUAUAAAGCCAGUGGUCUUGUAGGAGAUCAUCUCAGAAAGAAUGGGGAUUUAAAAAGUGUUGAUGGGAAACAAGCCGAGGACCGAAGGAAGGAUGCCAAACUUGUUUCCAACUUGAAAAGCACCUUAGAGAGGAAACAUGACCACCUUAGAGAAAUGGAGAGCAGAUAUAAAGAGACUAGUGCAUCUUUGAACAAGGUGAUGGAUCAAAAGGAAGCCAUGGAGAAGUCAUAUAAUGAAGAAAUAAGAAAAAUGCAGCAGAAUGAACAUGAUCAUUUUGAGGAGAUUUCUGUUGAGCAUGAGAAGGUCACGCGGCUACUACUAGCUCAGAGAGAAGAAUUGAAGCAGCGCGAGAAGCAACUGCAGCGACGUGAGGUGCAGAAUGAAAAUGAUCGACUGAAACUUCAUCACGAGAAGAAAAUGAAUGAGAGAGCAACCUUGGAGCAGAAAAGGGCAGAUGAAAGUGUGUUGAGGUUGGCAGAAGAACAAAAGAGGGAAAAGGAGAAACUGCACAAGAAAAUUUUUGAUCUGGAAAAGAAGCUUGAUGCUAAACAAGCACUGGAGUUGGAGAUAGAGUGCAUGAAGAAUUCUUUACAAAUUAUGAAACACAUGGGAGAGGAUGAAGACCUUGAUGUCAAGAAAAAAAUGGAUACAGUUCGAGAAGAAUUGAAAGAGAAGGAGGAAGAACUGGAUGGAUUGGAGCAACUUAAUCAAGCCCUUAUCAUCAAGGAGCGCAAAACUAAUGAUGAAUUGCAGGAUGCUCGCAAAGAGUUAAUAAGUUACUUGGGGCAAUGGACAACCCGUGCUUUUAUUGGUGUUAAGAGAAUGGGAGAUCUUGAUGGCAAACCAUUUCAUGAGGCAAGCAAGAUAAAAUUUUUAGAUGAAGAAGCUGAUGAGAAAGCACUUGAGUUGUGUUCACUAUGGGAAGAUCGUCUUCGAGAUCCGAGCUGGCAUCCAUUCAAGGUCAUCCUUGACAAGGAAGGGAAUAGUAAGGAAAUAAUCAACGAAGAUGAUGAAAAUUUGAGAAGUUUGAAGAGUGAAUUUGGUGAUGAAGUUUUUAAUGCUGUGGUAACAGCAUUAAAGGAAAUGAACGAGUAUAACCCAAGUGGUAGGUACGUAAUAAAAGAGCUAUGGAAUUUCAAAGAGGAAAGGAAGGCAACACUGAGUGAGGGAGUGAUGCACAUAUUAAAGCAGUGGAGACAGCUUAAGAGAAGGAAAACCUGAGGUAUGUAUUAUCACCUUUUACCAGAAAACAUAAAAAUGAAAUUUGCAGUUCGAGUGAAUGCGUUAUUUUUUCUAUUGUUUUUUUAUCACUAUCAUCAAGAACAAUGAUAAACCUAGCAAUUUUGCUUAAUGGUUGGAGGAAUUCAGAGAUAUAAUUUGCCCUUCGUGAUUGGCUGCUUGCUAAUAUGUCAUUCUUGUUGGAUAUGCAUAACUAUCAUUUCUAUAUAUAUAGAUGUCUUGAUGUUGCAUGCUUUCAUUUUGUAUAGGAAUUAACAUACAUUGGAUGUGUAUAAAUGUAAAGAAGAGACCAUGCCAAUAAGCUAAUGCAUGUACCAGUGCCUAGGAGGGUUCAAUUUUUAGCAUGCAUGGUGUGAAUAGGAAUUGUUGAACCUUCCUAGUUCCUAGGCACAAAAAGGCUUGGUCGUACAUGAAAGGAUUGGAUAGCAUUAGUGUAGCUCUUCUUGCUCUAGACAUCACCUGGUCUCUUCUCUCUCUUUCUCUCUCGUGCAGACUUGCAUUUUAUGUCAAAUAAGCUACUCCAUUGCAGUUCUGAAAAAGAAAACCGUGGCUUUUUGUCAGAAUUACAGCCAGAAAGCACUCUUUUGUCAGGCAUUUGGCCCUGUCAGAAUUCACCGGGUUUUUGGUGUAUUUUGGAAUGCAGAUGUGUAUGCAGGAUUCGCGGGUCUCCGCAUUUUGGUGUAUUUUGGAAUGCAGAUGUGUAUGCAGUCACCCUUGAACUUGUACGUGAUACAUAGUUGAUGUUCAAUAUGUCUAUUACUUCAUUGGGAAUCUGGGAUCUUGGCAUUGUUAAGAUUUUAGUGAAGCAUACAGGUUUUUGAAAACUACUUUGUGUGAUCAAAUAUCUUGGAUUUCUUUCUUGUAAGCCAUCUGGAUGUGCUGGAAAUGUGUGAGCUGAUGUUUUUAAAAAAUGACAAUUCUGAUGGUUAA